Molecule: messenger RNA, 321 nt
Organism: Choloepus didactylus (southern two-toed sloth)
Lineage: Eukaryota; Metazoa; Chordata; Mammalia; Pilosa; Megalonychidae
Product: glutaredoxin-1-like
Exons: 1
Coding region: 1-321 (106 amino acids)
Source: RefSeq, a predicted model, not a curated record
AUGGCUCAGGAAUUUGUGAAUAGCAAAAUCCAACCCAGGAAGGUCACUGUAUUCAUCAAGCCCACCUGUCCCUACUGCCAAAAGACCCAAGAGAUCCUCUGUCAAAUGUCCUUCAAACAAAAACUUCUGGAAUUUGUUGAUAUCACAGCCAUUACUGACACAAAUGUGAUUCAAGAUUAUUUCCAACAGCUCAUGGGGGCAAGAAUGGUACCUCAGGUCUUUAUUGGAAAAGAUGGUAUAGGUGGAUGCUCUGAUCUAAUAAGUAUGCAAAAGAGUGGGGAACUGGAGACCCGGCUACGGCAAAUUGAAGCUCUAAAAUAA